This is a messenger RNA of Parnassius mnemosyne (clouded apollo), 1626 nucleotides long. Lineage: Eukaryota; Metazoa; Arthropoda; Insecta; Lepidoptera; Papilionidae. The record is from the annotation of a GenBank genome assembly.
AUGGAAAAGAAAAAGCCGAAACAUGUUGAAGAGUCUGCAAAAGUGUUAUUGUAUAAGCCUUCAGAAGAUAUUGAUUUAAAAACCUUGCCACUGAAGCAGAAAAUGAAAUAUUUGAAGUCUAAUAUAACUGUAGAGCCAAUAGUGAUCCUUUUUAUGGUACCCAGUGUUCUAUCAUUGCUUGCUGCCCAAAACCUAUAUUUAGACAAAGCGUGCAGAGUAAAUCUACAAUACAGUGAUAAAGUGUGUAUGGAUUUACAACUUAGGAAUAUUGACAAUCAUACUUUUGAGGAGAUAGAAGUACAGAAACUUGUAGCUUCAAUACAAGCGUGGAAGAGCAUUGUUAAUACGAGUGUGGCGACAUUGUUAAUUCUUUUCGUUGGAGCAUGGAGUGACAAGACAGGACGAAGAAAAAUAUGCAUGCUUAUUCCAAUAUUUGCGGAAUUAAUGACCUGCAUACUAAAUAUUAUAAAUACGUAUUUCUUCUAUCAAAUAUCGAUGGAAUGGACCGUGAUAAUAGACUUAAUUUUUCCAUCUUUAACUGGCGGAUGGUAUACAAUGUACCUUGGGGCGUUUAGCUAUUUAUGCGAUAUUACGUCUAAGAAGACCAGAACUUUCCGCCUAGGAAUUCUAAAUCUAUGCCUGACAAUAGGUUAUCCCAUAGGAAUGGGUUUUAGUGGUGUUAUAUUGAAAUAUCUUGGGUAUUAUGGUGUUUUUAGCAUAGCGGCUGGAAUACAUAUACUUAAUUUCUGCUACCUGUAUUUCGGUAUAGAAGACCAUAGGUGGCUUGAAAAUAAAGAAAAAAAAAGACGUACGGGCUUCAUUGGUUUCCUCUUAGAAUUUUUCGACUUGAACAGUUUCAAAGAAACUGUGGGAAUAUUGUACAAGAAAGGAAGAAGUAAUAGGAGGCUAAAACUUUUUCUUCUUCUAAUUUGUGUUUGCUUACACUAUGGUCCACUAAUGGGUGAACUAAGCAUUAUGUACAUAUUUUUCCGUUUCCGCUUUAAUUGGGAUGAAAUAAAAUAUAGCAUAUACUCGACUUAUAGUCUUAUCCUGCACUCUAUUGGUACAAUAUUUGCAAUAUGCAUUUUCAGCAAGAAACUAAAAGCUCACGAUUCAAUUUUAGGAAUAACUUCAAUGGCCAGCAAGAUUUUAGGCACUUUGGUGUUAAUGUUUGCCAUACAAGAUUAUCAAGUCUAUCUGUAUCCUCUCGUGGAAAUGUUAAACGGAACAACAACUAUUGCGUUGAGAUCUCUGUCUUCAAAGUUGGUGUCGAAUCAAGAACUAGGUAGAUUGAAUUCACUGGUCGGUGUAGUGGAAACUUUAAUGCCGGUAGUAUAUGCACCACUGUAUAGCAGGGUAUAUAUCGCUACAAUUGACUAUUUACCUGGAGCUGUGUUUCUACUUAGUAUAGUAUCCUCUAUACCCGCUUUGAUUAUAUUCAGUUGGAUUUAUAAUCAACAUCGCAAAGGUAUUAAGAAGAAAGAACUAAAUGCAAUAAUGAAAACCUGCGAAAGUAAUAAAAACGAGGAAGGAACAUUGCCCGUUGCGGAUUUGCAUGUUGAAUGUUUGCUACAAGAGCAUAGAUCAUCAACAGAAGUCCAUCCAACAACUAUCACAAGUAGUUAG